Heterocephalus glaber (naked mole-rat) is the source of this 5135-nucleotide messenger RNA. It is a transcript of the gene Iqcb1, whose product is annotated as IQ motif containing B1. Gene Ontology annotation, biological process: cilium assembly. Gene Ontology annotation, molecular function: calmodulin binding. Gene Ontology annotation, cellular component: cilium. The record is from RefSeq and is a predicted model, not a curated record. NCBI's taxonomy places the organism in Eukaryota, Metazoa, Chordata, Mammalia, Rodentia, Bathyergidae.
CGCGCCCUAUUGGCUGUCUGUUGAAAGGUGCUCCGCCCCUUGGCCCGGAGGCUGCCGGUCCCGCCCCUCGGCCCAGUCCCGAGAUGUGACGCACGCUGCCUCCCUAAAGCCUGCUCUCUCUAGUUCUUGGUGGGAGAAGGGUCCUGUGGGGGGAGGAACGUGAAUUCAGGAUUAGAGUGAUUCGUGGAAGCAGUGAAAGCAGUGAAGAACCCGGCCAGGGAAAGGUGAUUUAUAAAGGAUCGAGGCUGAGGCUGGAACUGGUGUUCUGGCAACAGGGAGGUGUUACAGAUAAGAAAACUGAUUCAGAGAACUGGAGUCCUUUAAUUUUAUGGUCUAAAUUCUUGCCUAUGUCAUCUGUGGAGCACUUAAUAUGCAUUUUAUAUACUUAAGAAUUUUAUGCAUAUUUAUUUAUGUGUAUCUGUACUCAAAACAUACUGCUUUUUCCCAACCAAAACAUUAGCAGGGAAUAUGUACUGUAUAAUAUCUUCGUGACAUUUGCAUCUAUCAUACAGAUAUUUGGUAGUGACAAUGUUUUAUUGUAACCAGGAGGACAAGAAGAGUGUCUUAAUCCUGUUUUACUUCAGAAAGGCUUCCAACCAGAAAUACGAGCUAUCCAUAUUGUAUUAGGGAGAAAAAGCACAAAGUCAAGAAACAGUUUCAGAUUGCCCAAUUGCAUAUUUAUUUCUUCUUUCAACAAGUAUUUAUUAAACACCUAUUGCAUGCCAGACACUUCUCUAGCCACUGGAGAUAGAGUAGUAAACCAGAGAAAGAAGGCAGUCACCAAAGAUGGUAUGCGUUUUUCCUCAUGAAAUUUAUGUUCUGGUGUGAAUUUUCUCCAAACAUUAAAAUGAACUGUGUUAUACUGACUCAGGAAUAAACAAUAGAUUAAUGAUAUUAAGUAGAGUCCAAAAAUAUACCCUGUGUGUAUGUUUGUAAGUUAUCUACACUAACUUAUUAACACUAUAUUACCAUAUCCACAUUUCAGAUUGUUUUAUUAUGUUCUAAUUAGGACCAGUUACCUCAACAAUUUAUGACUGCUAUGGGUAUUUGUUCUUUUAUUCCCAGUUUAUAACCUCAUCUAAUUUAAAAUAUUUGGCUAGAUUCCUAUCUCAUCGUUCAUAAAAAAUACUUUGCUGUUGAAGAUACAAGUAAAAAAAAAAUGCAUAGAAAUACUAAAAAGUUUAAGAGCAUUUUUUAGCUCUUAAUUAAGGUAAACAGAAUUUUUCUAAGCAUGACAUAAGGCAGAAGUCAUAGAGGAAAACAAUUUUUAUGUAUGAUUACAUAAAAAUUACAAGACUAUGGAAAAAAUAAUACCAUAAUCAAACUUUAAAAAUAAGUGGCAGUGAAGGUGAAAAUUUUACAGCCAAUAUAAAAGACAAAAGGUUCAUAUCCAUAUAUGAAAAACUUCUGUAAAAGAAUAAAACAAACUAAUUAAAAAAUAGUCAAAACAUAGGAACAGAAAGUACAUAAAAGAAAAAAUGGCCAGUGAACAUAAAAUGUGGCUCACCUCCUUAAUACUCAAAGAAGCAAAACAAUGGUAUAUUUUACAUUUAACAUUGGCAAUAAUAAAAGAUUGUGUUGUGUGUGGCUGAGGCAUGAGGAUCCCAACUUCAAGCCAAGCCCGAGAAACUUAGCAACUUAGUGAGAUCUAGUCUCAAAAAAUAAAAAGGGCUGGAAAUGUACCUCAGUGUGAAAGCCCUGGGUUCAAUCCCCAGUACCAGGCAAAAAAAAAAAAAAGAAAAGAAAAAGAUAACGUGUGUAAGUGAAGUUAUAGAAGUAUAAAUCAGAAUAUUUUCUUUGGCAAAAAGUUGAUAGAAUCAUAUCAAAAUUUGAAAAUUGUGUAUACUCUAUGUCUCAGCCAUCCAACAUCAAGGAAAAUUCAUCCUACAGAAAUAAUAACAUGAGUACGUAAAGACAGUGAUACUCAUUGAAGCAUCGGUUAUAAUAACAACCUGAAUUAUCUCCAGUAAAAGGGAUGUUUAUAUAUAAUAUAUAUAAUAUAUAAUAUAUACAUUGGGGGGGGGGGUACUAGGGCUUGAACUGGUCCUUGUGCUUGCACAGCAGGUGGCGAAACCACUGAGCUAAAUCCCCGGCCCUAAAUAUAUUUUGAUAUGCUCUUUCAAAGGAAGUAUAAUAUAACAGCCAUUGAAAAGAAGGAGAUAAUUACACGCACUGUCUUGGAAAGUUUUGUGGCUAUUGUGUACUAGAGUUGUACUGGGUUUUGUUAAAAUAUUUUCAGUAAAGUUUUAAUGAAUUAUAUUUUACCUAAUAAAAGAUAAUUUUUAGAUUUUUGUAUUAUGCCUAAUUCUUCAAUAUAAAGAAUGGACCAUGAUGCCAGAUAUAAAGAAUAGAUAGCUAAAAAAGUGAAUUAUUCUAGAAUUGUGCAGAUUAGAGAGGGUAAAUGUGUAAUUCCUAGCACAGUUCCUGAUUCUUAGUACAUAAUCACCAUACUCAACUAUAACUGUUGCAUGUAGCUAGAGUGACCUAGAAUUCUUUUAGCGUUACACUUGGCUACAAAAAAGUUUCCCUAUAAGGAAAACAAACAAACAAAAUCUACCCUUCUUAAGGCAAAAAAAAGGUGAUUAAGAAAUGAAGCCAAUAGGUACAGACUCAAGGAUAUUAUCUGUAGCUGCUGAAGUUGCCAAAAGUCCUGAACAGAAUGUGCCUAUUAUUUUGUUGAAGAUAAAUGAAAUAAUAAACAACACACCAUUAGGAAGCUCAGAGUUGAAGAAAAUCAAACAAGAUAUAUAUUGUUACGACCUCAUUCAGUAUUGCCUCUUGGUCCUCGGGCAAGAUUAUUCUCGAAUCCAGGGUGGUUGGACUACAAUUUCUCAGCUUACACAGAUAGUAAGCCACUGUUGUGUGGGCUUAGAGCCAGGAGAAGAUGCAGAAGAAUUUUACAAGGAAUUACUUCCAUUGGCUGCAGAAAAUUUUCUAGUUUUGGGGAGACGAUUGCAAGCAUGUUUUGUCAAUGCAACUAAGGGUGAAGAAAAAGAUGAAUUACUACACUUUUUCCAAAUUGUGACUGCUUCUCUCUUAUGGCUGUUGGGAGGCCAUGUUCAACUCAUACAGAAUGUACUACAAAGUGAUCAUUUCUUACACUUACUGCAAUCUGAUAAUGUUCAAAUAGGAUCUACAGUCAUGAUGCUGCUACAGAAUAUAUUACAGAUGAACAGUGGUGAUCUACUCAAAGUAGAAGGCAAAGCUCUGCAUUCUAUUUUAGAUGAAGUCAUUUCCAAGCUUUUAUCAACCCCUAGUCCGCUCAUAAGAAGUACUGCUAUGAAGCUUCUACUGUUGAUGGCUCAAUCCCAUCAAGAAAUUUUUAUUUCACUGAGACUAAGUCCUUGCUACAAAGGACUCAGAAAUCUAAUAAGUAAACAAGGAAUUGGGACAGAAUUUAGUCAAGAACUUGAACAGCUCAUUGGCCUUUUAAGCCCUAAGAUCUAUCAGGAAGUAGAAGAGCAGAAACUACAUCAAGCAGCUUGCUUGAUUCAAGCUUAUUGGAAGGGCUUCCAGACUAGAAAAAGAUUUAAGAAGCUUCCAUCUGCUGUGAUUGCUUUGCAGAGGAGUUUCAGAUCUAAAAGAACAAAGAUAUUGCUGAAGCUAACUAGGCAGAAGGAAGAAAACGAUCUCAGAUUACAAUUGCAAAUUGAAAGGCAGAGAGCGAUGAGACUUUCUCGAGAAUUACGGCUUAGUAUGCUUGAAAUAGUUCACCCAGGUCAAGUGGAGAAAUACAAUCAGGAGUUGGAAGAGAAAUCAGCAUUAAUUAUCCAGAAGCAUUGGAGAGGGUACAGGGAAAGGAAAAAGUUCCACCAACAGAGGCCAUCUCUCACAGAGUAUAAAGCAGCGGUCAUACUUCAAAGAGCAGUUCUUAAAUUCCUAGCAAAGUGCCAUAAGAAAAAGAAACUAUCUGCCCCUUGGCAAGGACUCCAAGAACUCACUGAUACACACAGAGUUCAACUGAAGCAACAAGUGGAUGACUAUAUCAGAAGACAUCCAGGCUCUCAAAUGUCAGAUGGGGCCAGCAAGGAGCUCCAUGCCCAAGCUCAAGAACGGCUGCAACACUACUUUAUGAGCAGGGCCCUCGAAGAGAGAGCCCAGCAGCACAGAGAGGCUCUGAUGGCUCAGAUCAGCACCAGUAUUGAACAGCUAAUGAAGGCACCAACUCUGAAGGACGCAGAAGGGAAAGAACCUGAGCUCUUCCUAAGUAGAUCCAGACCUGUGGCAGCCAAGGCCAAACAGGCCCAUCUCAUUACCCUGAAGCACACACAAGCACCCUGGUGGAAGAAGCUUGGGGAAGGACCAGGCGAUGAGACUGAUAUUCCAAAGGAUGAGCUUACCAUAGAAUUAGGAACCUUAUUCAUUGGUGGAACAAACCCCCUUAGGGAAUUACCCUGAAAAUUGACACUAAUCUCAUAAUUCAGGAAACUAUAUUGGUUCUUUUCUGGUAUCCUGGUAGCCUAAGACUUACCUAACUUGUGAUUUUCCAGAGAUUUCUUUCCAAAAAAGAUUUAUGGGAAGUAAGCAAAGAGUUAUCAUCUACCUCUCAAUUCUCAUUUUACUUUCUCCACAUCCCUGUCUCUGGCCAUACAUACAGAUUUGUGUUGCUUUUAUUGUGGCACUAGGGCACUAGACUGAUCAUGGCAUUGUGUUAACAUAAAAUAUGAAAUUUAUUUCAUUUUUGCUAUCUUCCUGUGAAAGUUUUUUUAAAUAUAUAUAUUUGGGGAUGGGGGGGUACCGGGAAUCAAACUCAGAACCUUGAGCUUACAGGGCAGGCACGGGGCCACUGAGCUAAAUCCUCGGCCCUUUUUAAAAUAUUUUUAACAAUUGUUCUGAAAAACUUGAGAUUAUUUCAACUUUUCACAUUUGUGAUUUAGAAUUCCUGUAUUAUUAUUAUUAUUAUUAUUAUUAUUAUAUUAUUAUUAUUAUUAAUGUGUUUUGGUCAUUAUUAAGGUGAGGAAAAGCAGAGGUCAAUAGAAGGACUUCACAGUUUUGUAUAAAAAAUGGUUGAACUUAAUUUCUAUUCUUUUAUUUCUAAAAGGAACUACACACACACACAAAUCUAACCAGGAUUCAAUGCAAGAAAAUUUCUCCACCUAAAAUUGCAUUCUUGUUAUUAAACUAUGAAAAAUACA